Messenger RNA from Melitaea cinxia (Glanville fritillary), 1177 nucleotides. Its product is annotated as lipase 3-like. The record is from RefSeq and is a predicted model, not a curated record. The transcript has 6 exons. Gene Ontology annotation, biological process: lipid metabolic process. The coding region runs from base 1 to 1128 and encodes 375 amino acids. Lineage: Eukaryota; Metazoa; Arthropoda; Insecta; Lepidoptera; Nymphalidae. Gene Ontology annotation, molecular function: hydrolase activity, acting on ester bonds.
AUGGAGAACGCGCGAUUUCUAAUAUAUCAAGUUGGAAUAUAUUACGAAACAAUCAAGAGAACAGGUCAAGAUGGUUACUAUUCUGAAUCGCACGCUGUGACGACUAGUGAUGGGUACAUUUUAGAUUUACAAAGAAUUCCUUUCCGACGUUUUGAAAAUGAAGAGAAUGCCCCAAAGACUCCCAAACCAGUGGUUUUCUUGAUGCAUGGUUUACAAAGUAACUCUGUCAGCUACAUAUUCUUGGGUCCAGACCUCGCCUUAGCUUACCUCCUCGCGGAAGCUGGGUACGAUGUUUGGAUGGGUAACGCAAGAGGCGGUCUCAACUCCCGCAGACACGUUCAAUUAAACCCCGAUGUAGAAAGAAACGCAUUUUUCGAUUAUUCCUUUGAAGACAUCGGCACGAAGGACGUACCAGAAAUGAUUGAUUACAUUUUGAAAGUUACUGGACAACCGCAGCUUCACUAUAUUGGACACUCUCAAGGCGGAACUGUUUUUUUGGUUAUGAACUCAAUCCGAACUGAAUACAACCAAAAAAUAAAAUCGGCUCAUUUACUAGCUGGUGUCGGUUAUAUGGAGCACUUCCCUAACAGGCUUUUAAGAGCACUCGCUAUCAGCACUAACCUAAUUUAUUCAUUUGCUGUAACUCAUGGUAUAGUAGAAGUUUUGGGUCCGGCCGAAACGAAUGAACCUUCUCCAGAAAUAGCUGACACUACUGAGAAAGGACUUUUGGAUACUCUUCUGGACGCUAUUACUUCAUUAUUUGGAGAGAGUGAAAUGUUAGCACCAGCAUCAAUAAAACAGUAUGCUCAUUUCGGUCAAAACAUACGAGCCAAGACAUUCAAAAGAUGGGAUUACGGUCCUAUCGGAAAUAUGCGUACAUACGGAUCUCUCAGGGCACCAUCCUAUGACAUAAGCAAGAUCACCAUUAACACCACCAUGCAUUAUACAGUCAGUGAUGAUCUUUUAGAUGAACGGGAUGUUAUUAAAAUGAGCAGUGUGAUGCCAAACGCAAGAAAUCGUAAAAUAGCACGUGAAUCUUUUACCCACACUGAUUUCGUUGUAGCUCCUGACGCUAAGGAGUUGCUCUACGACUACAUUAUUGAAGAACUUAAUAACUCAUCAAAAUAAAUGUAAUAUUUCAAUAACUAGGCAUUCUAAAAAUAAAAUACUAAAGUGG